Messenger RNA from Aspergillus homomorphus CBS 101889, 834 nucleotides. RefSeq lists its product as uncharacterized. The transcript is spliced from 2 exons. The record is from RefSeq and is a predicted model, not a curated record. Lineage: Eukaryota; Fungi; Ascomycota; Eurotiomycetes; Eurotiales; Aspergillaceae. Bases 247 to 609 code for a protein of 120 amino acids.
AUCGUCCAGGCCGGGCGCAGUCCGUCGAUCGCCAAGUCAUUGCCGCGCCAAAAAGAGACGAUCACCAGGCCAGAAUCAUCCGGUCUGAUUUGCGGGGGAGUCCGACCCUUUGAAGACUUAUAAAAGACGUCCACCACCGGCUUGCUUUCUUCCCUCCUCACACACAAAGAACAUAUCGUAUCACACAAUUAUUUUCUUUAUCCAGUAUAUCAUUAUAUUCCAAACCACCAAUCAUCCUCAAUCAUCAUGCAGUUCUCUCUCCUCCUCUCGACCCUCCUGACAGUCACCAUCUCCACCGUGCUGGCUCUCCCCACCGGCACCGGCAACCUCAACAACACCCGCCUGGCCCAACUCCGUGUUUACGGCGCCCCGGGCUGCUCGGAGCUGAACCUGGGCGAACUGGGUAUCUACGGAGACUACCUCAACCAAUGCGGGACCUUUGGCGACGACACGAUCCAGUCCGUCAGCUUCGAAGCACACGUCGCCGGCUACAGUGUGCAACUCUUCAAUGACAAUGCCUGUUCCUCCAGCCCAUACAACAUGACCGUCGGACAAUGCCUGAGCGGGGAUGACUCGGGAUAUGCCAGCUACAAAUUGGUGUCCAACUAGUCCCGGCCGGGCAACAUCCAGCACACUGCCACUGCGCUGCCCUCCUCGUGGUGGGCCUGGUCGAUAUGAUGAAUGCUUAAUGUAAAGAGUAAGCAAUGAGGGCAAGGCUUGAGGAGACACUCAUAAUAAUGGUUUUCGAAGACGGACGAAUCAUGAUGAUGAUGGAUGGAUUUAUGCAUAUUUUGUCAUGAAAGAAUGUUGUAUAGUACUUUACUUACUUGAUCG